AUUUCCGACAGUUCCGACAGUUCCAUGACCUUAGAAGCCCAGAAAAAGAACCUGUGCUUAGCACUAGCACUCUGCUCUGUGUUUAUCAUGACGUGGUGUUUGUUCCAAAAUCAACGAGUGAUAGACAUGCUGCAAACAGGCAGGGAGGCUAAUUCCACACCUGUUGAAAGAACAAGAGGGUCUGAACUGCAGUCUACAGGAGUUAAGCAGAGACGACUGGAUGGAGGCUGGUAUAACUUCACCGUCGUGUCGGCCUUGAUUGACAUCGGCCGGGGAAACUGGACCAGGUUUACCCGGUCCUACGACGAUUACCUUAAGUUCUUUCAUCAAAUCCUGGGGUUAAAGGUUAAUCUGGUCUUGUUUGUUGACCGAAAGGCUAAGGCGGUAGCUGAGGAAAAAAGGAAGGGUAUGGAGGAUAGGACACGAAUUAUAGAAACCACGUUACAGGAUAUUCCUUACUACAAGUUGAGGCACCGUAUAGCGGAGAUUAUGAACAGUACCGAGUAUAAGAAGGACAACGAGUUAGUCAAGAUGCAACUGUGUGAGGCCUUCUCACCAGAGUAUGAUAUCAUUAACUGGGCCAAGUUGUACUUUGUCGACAGAACUGUCAACGAAAACCCAUUUAAGAACGAUUUCUUUAUUUGGCUGGAUGGUGGAUACGGACACGGUAAAUCGAUAUAUCCAGCAAAUCACGUCUGGAAACCGCGCGGACUGUUCGACCACGCUGAUAAGGUCACGUUCAUUGAGCUGAAGCCAGGUGUAGGGAAAUACGUCACUGUCAAGGACAAACUCCACAAGAUAUCAAUAGCUGUAAUGAUUGGUGGAUUCUUCGCCGGUGGAGCGGUGGCAAUGCAGGAUCUGUACAGGCUACAAAGGCUGCAGGUCAGUGAGUGGAUGGAACAAGGUAUAACAGACGAUGAUCAGACGAUCUACUUAACACUGUACUACAAGCACCCGUCCUUGUUUCGCUUAGUACGUGGCGGUUGGAAUGACGUCUUCAAACUUUUCAACGUGGGAGGAUCAUAG
Molecule: messenger RNA, 1026 nt
Organism: Physella acuta
Lineage: Eukaryota; Metazoa; Mollusca; Gastropoda; Physidae
Product: protein HtrL-like
Source: RefSeq, a predicted model, not a curated record